GUCUGCGCUUAUUACAAGGAAGUCAUCACGUCCCUUGCAUGGAUUUGUUUGUGUGUCAGCUAUUUGAUAUGAAGUUGGAUGUAGUUGGAUCAUCAGGCAAUACAAUCAGAGACCCUGAUACCGAGCAUCUGAAUGGGUGUUUCUCCAGACCUAGACCACACCAACAUGUGGAGGAAGUGGCGAGGAUCCCUCUUACUCGUGACAUGGAUUAUACUUCAAGUUCUAUGUCCAGCUGUCUCUGGCCUGAGAGAAAGGACUGCCUGUUACAACUUCCCGUUGAUGGUCGAUCCUCCGUGUGCCGCUACAGAGAUGCUUCUUCCUACCAUGUUUACACUCGGGGUGUCCUCUGACGUCACAUGUCACAGUGAAAUAACUGGAACAAGCUUAAGACAGAAGGGAGAAGACGAAAUCAGACGUUGCUGUCAACAGCGUGAGAAUGAUACAGUGACAGAUUACUGCCUCCCUGCCAUGAAGAACCAACUCCCGGAUCACUACUACCUGGACUUUGUGAACACGUGCACGGCCGCUGCAACAUGUCAGCUGUCUUCAUCUGGUAGUAAAGUGCAGCACACUGCUGGUGAAGACUAUGUCACAUUCACGUUUGAAUGUGUGCACAAGGACACUGUGCUGCACAUCCAACGUGAUUCCACACACACAGGACAGGAGGUGUACCUGUACAACGACCAACAUGACGGGGAGGCCCAUGCUUACUGUCUAGCAUACUCUCAUGGAUGUAACUCCCAUGUCAUAAUACAACUUGCUGCAACACGAGUUGUGUCACCCGCCUGCGUUGUGGACUUCACUGAUGGGGAUGUGUCAACCAGGGUGGACUGUAAGAACCAACCUGCAUCAAGAAACUGUUCCAGCGCAAUGUUUGAGAGCAAGUCGAACUAUGUUAACAUGUCAAUAUUCAUGACAGUCGAUCCUGGAGGUCAAGAAAAAGAAUUUCUGUGGAUACGAGCGAAAGCGGAUACAGGUAAAAAUGUUACCGUCGUCUGUGGAGCCAACAUUCCUGCAGAUGUGUCACUGUCUAACUGUCCAACAUCUGCAUCAACUACUACAACUACAGCUACUGAUGUUGCUGAUACCACUGCUACUACACAAACAGUGACCUCCAAAAAUGCCUCCAGCAACCACAAACCGGUAGCUGAGGUGCUUAUCAUCGGCAGCAGUGUGGGAGGAGUCAUCAUGAUAGCAAUCAUAGUGACAAUCACGGUCUGUGUCCGACGAAAGAAAAGAAACAGUUCAGAGAAAACAAAUCAAACACGUGGACACAUAGAAGAAAACCACGAGGAUGGGAAUGAGCCAAGCGGUACCCGGAACUCUUUAAGUGAUGGAUACGUGCCUAACCCAAUCUAUGAAGGAACUGAUGACUACAAGUUGGAGCAAUUGCACAGGAAGACUAGCGGUGACAUUAACGAGGGCUAUGAACCCGGACUGGAGUCACCUUAUGGCUUCACGCACUCAGGACCAGCACGUUCGGGCCUCAGUCUGGGCAAUACCUCCUGGGUGACGCAAGGACACCUAGACUAUUUUGACGACAAAGUUUUCAACACAAUUGGGGGAAAUUCAGAAGAGAAAAGCAAUGGUAGAGUUUCAGAUCUCUAUGCCAAUGUGAACAAAGCACAGGGCACUGAUCAGGUGACGGAUGUGUACACUCAAGUAGACAAACCCAGGAAGCCUGCUCGUGGAACAUCCGGGCAGUACUCUGAUGGAGAUAACCCAGGGCAGGAUGAGGACAUUGCAGCCAUGUACGCAAAGGUUCAGAAGAAGUGACUCGACAUUUGAAGGUCAUCUGUAUCAGGACAUCAUAAUGUGAAUGCAUGUAGCGGUAAACUAUGCUGGAAGAAAUUGAUCGCGUUUGUAUGCUUUAAAAGGUAAAGUUUUGCAUUAUUCUAUGAAACCUUGUGUCAUGUGCAUCUAGACAUGGGCGUAUAAUCAUGCAUAUUUAAAUUACACAUGGCUUUGAAUAACAAAAAUAUGUUUACACUGGAUCUACACAUAUGCGAUGCUAUUGUGCGUAACACAUCAUUACAAUCAACUUAGGUAAUUCUUUCGCAUCUAUCAUUUAAUUGCUGUUAAAGGUGUUUUGUCAAGUAUGUUCUCACUUGUUAAAAGUCUUAUAGAUUAUAGCUCAAACGCGUAUUUACCCUUUUCUGUCCACGUGUGUUGUUCAUUCUGCAGUAACAAAUGUUUACUUAUUAGUGCAUAUUGUUGUCUAUUGCUUGUGUUUAUUCAUUUUUGAGUGAAUUUAUUUUGCGCAUUUUCCCAAACUUUGCUAUUUGUGAGCUGGAUAAGACUAUGUUCAUAUUAAUUCCAUUAACUAUGCUGUUCGUACAUAUCCAAAGUGCGGGUGUAAUUCUGUGUGUUUUUCACUACCAUGUUAAUUGUUCACCUGAAAAAAAGCAUCGGAACAUAUGGUACAAGUCAAAAUAGGGAAUUGCAUCGGACAUCAUGUUUGUGACUGAUGCAUCAAAUUUGGAAAUGUUCUCCAAAUGUCUACCAUAAAACUUUUUGAAAGCUUUACUGAGGCCUUGAAUGUUGUAACCUUAAUCAAACAACUUCUGAGCAAGAGUCGUAUGACGCUCUUUGAAAUCUUUGGUUGAAAAAGCAUGCUCGAUCGUAUCUCAAGAGUUGUGAAACGUAAACACCAAAGGCUGGAGCAGCUGGAAUAUCGCUCGACCUGAAGGG
Haliotis rufescens (red abalone) is the source of this 2691-nucleotide messenger RNA. RefSeq lists its product as uncharacterized. The record is from RefSeq and is a predicted model, not a curated record. Lineage: Eukaryota; Metazoa; Mollusca; Gastropoda; Lepetellida; Haliotidae. Bases 133 to 1776 code for a protein of 547 amino acids. The transcript is spliced from 7 exons.